AUGCAUGCCACAGCCGACAGUCCAACUUCUGCGACCGAAAUCGCGCACCCUUCCAACGCGUCCAUAACCUCCGCUUCUCCCCCGUCGCUCACCCCCGCGCUCUCCGUCUCUCCAAAUGACACCGGCACCUCCACCCUCCGCCGCCUAAAAUCCAAGUCAUCCCUGUGGAGUCUAGGAAGCAGCAAUAACGAAGACGAAAGCUCCCCAGUCGAGCCAAAUACUGGUCCCCGGCAAUCAAUCCUUCGCCGACUCUCCCCGGCUCUUGCAGCCCGCGUCAAAAUGCUGGAUGGCAGUAACAAGUCACCCUUGCAAUCCAAGAACCCAAAUGCUGUCGGUCGAAUUCCAGAAGAGCACCUGAAGGAGCUGGAUAGUCGGAACCAGGACUUGUCUAUUAGAGUCGAGCGGAGGGGCCAAGCGUGGAACGGUUCAGGAACCUCACCCGGCCAAUCUCACGAUCCCCCGCGGCGUACCGCCUCAAACCACCUCGAGCUCCCCCACCAAGAUAUCCUCCAAGAGAUCGCAGACGCACACAGACGGGACGGACGCGCCUCAACCGAAGCAGUCGAGGACAGCCCUGACCAGAACCAGAACCAGGACGAGCCCGCCCCGACAACCGACUGCACCAGUUCACCAGUCUACAUGUCUGUUGCAGAGCCAGCUCCGGCGCCGGUGCGCGCACAACCGCAACCAUCCCUCCUACCCAGCAAUUCCAUUCAAGACGAUCGCACUGACUUCCAGAAAUACGUCGACGAUACCGCCCGCAAGGAAAAUCAGGAUGCGCAGAGCGCGCCUGAUCCCCCGCCGAAGGAUUCCCCGCCUGCUUAUGCCCAUUCGCGCUCGUCUUCCAAUUCCCAGUCAUAUUUCAAUCCCAUGGGUCUACAGCGCGCGGACUCCAUAUACUCUUUCUCCCGUGCUUCCUUUAGCAAUCAGCUCUCGCAGCUGACGUCCAUUCCUCUCCCGCAGCCGGAUUCGCUUGAGGCGAGUAUUACGAAGAUUGCUACGGCUCUUUCGGCUGUGAGGGCUUUGAAUGGGGCUGCGGAGCAGAUUCAGAUUUGGAUCAAGAAGGCUUCGGAUGUGCUUAGUGGUUUGGAUUCUGAGGAUGAUGUUGAGUGGGCUGCUGCUGGUGGUCGGGAGGGUCUUGAUGGGGUUGAUAAGGCCAUUACCCGGUUCGAGUGCUUGGUUAAUGUGUAUGUGCGAGCCAUUGAGAAUGUUCAGCUGCGAGACGAUAUUGCGAAUGUCGAUGCGGAGAACUUGACGACGAUCGUCAGCCAGAUGGAGAGUAUCCUGGAAAACUGGAAACAGAUCAAGAAUAAGCUGAGAGGUGUGAAAGAGCAAGUUGAGUUGGCGAUGGAGUGGGAAGAGCUUUGGUCGAAUGUCCUUGGUGAUGUGGGUAUGGAAAUUGAUAAUCUUAGCGGGUUGAUCUUCGAGAUGGAAGAAAAGCGUCACCAGGCGUUGAUGGAUACGGGCGAGACGACUGGCGGUCUUGAUAUCAACGAGUUGGAGACGAUCGUGGAAGAGUCUCCUACCAAGAGUCGCGCGGCAUCACAACGCCUGAGUAUUGGUCCUCUUCUGGCAUCGGCUUCUGGCACUCCUGUUAUCAAAACACCACAGGAUGAUACGAGCCACUCGAAUCUGAUGGCUAUCUUUGCGCGCAUGCAGCCGCUACGUGCAUCGUUGGACUUUUUGCCCAUGCGACUGUCCAUGUUUCAGGCUCGGGCCGAGGCUAUUUUCCCGAGUGCGUGCGAGGAGGUUGAGGACAGGCGGAACAGGUUAGAAAAGAGCUAUAAGGUUCUUGAGACAGAUGCGGAAGCUCUGCGGAAGGAACUGGGAGAGGAUAAGUGGAUUCUAGUUUUCCGCAAUGCUGGAAGUCAGGCGCAGAAGAUGUUUGAAUCUGUGGAACGCAGCAUUGGCAAACUGCAAGAAGGACUGGAGAGCGGCUUGCAGCUUAACAACCCGGUCACCUUGCAGAAGCGCAUUGAGAACUACGAGGCGAAGAAGAUGCACUAUGUGCCGGCGAUUGAGCGUGUGGUUUCCAUUAUCCAAAAGGGUGUCAAUGACAGGUUAACUGUCAACGGCGAAAUCCUACGAUUGUUGUCUGAUAUGAUAUCGCGGAUGGAUGCUCUCAAGGCUAGUACCAAAGUCAUGGACACUUCUCUUGAGGACGUGCAUAUUGUCAAGGGUCAGCAGCUUCGAGACUCAAUUUCUAGCAUCUUGACCAUGGACAGCCCGCUCACAGGCAGUGCCAUUGACACGCCGGGAAGCUCGCCCGCGUCGUCGGUUAUCAUAACUGGCCCCAGCUACAAGGGCACCUCAACACCCUUGGGUGGUUCAAGCCGACGCGAGAGCUUAGCUGGAAGCACCACAACUCGGUCAGCCUUGCCAAAGACCCGGCGCUACUCUGGCUUGCCGCAGUCCACAGCGAACUACACAAGCCGGAAGUCGAGCAUCCCCCAACCAUCCGGCCUUACAUCCCCCACUCCAUCAAGGAGAUCCACAAGUCUCUUUACGCCAACCCCGGCUUCCCGCUACACUUCUCGCACACCAGCGGCGCCGUCCACAAUCCCCAACCGUCCUCGUUGGAACGCGAGCACAAAUACGAACGAUCUAGAUACUGGAUAUACUUCAUACCGCAAAUCAUCCGCCCCGAUAUCUCGCACGCCUCGGCCCGCAUCGGCCAUCCCAUUCCCCAGUCCAUUCCGUCGAGAGACAUCUGCGUCUCCAGCACCGGGCACUUAUAGAUCGACGAGUCGCGUCUCCAGCCGGCUCGGUGAUCGAAGUCCCUCACGGAAUAUUUCCUCCCCUAGCCCAGCGCGAUCAUCACUCCUCGAUCCGCCACCAUACAGCCGACUGCGCCGACAGUCGGGGAUGUCAAACACACCCCGCAGUCGCCAGAGCUACGCAGGCGUGAGCUCAGCUUUCAGCCGGAGCGUCUCACAUGCUCCGGAUGUAUCUGAGACACCUAGCAAAGCCUCUCGGCCGGGCACAUCACUGGGUCAUUCAACUAACAGGCGUGUUAGUCUUCUCCCGCUGCCAACGCGGGCAGAUCACAAGCCAGCGGCUCAAAAGGUGGAUACUCGUCCUCCGUGGCGUUAA
Molecule: messenger RNA, 3093 nt
Organism: Penicillium canescens
Lineage: Eukaryota; Fungi; Ascomycota; Eurotiomycetes; Eurotiales; Aspergillaceae
Product: KAR9 family protein
Exons: 1
Coding region: 1-3093 (1030 amino acids)
Biological process (GO): mitotic spindle orientation checkpoint signaling; nuclear migration along microtubule; establishment of spindle localization
Cellular component (GO): cell cortex; spindle pole body; mating projection tip
Source: RefSeq, a predicted model, not a curated record